Trichoderma gamsii is the source of this 1197-nucleotide messenger RNA. RefSeq lists its product as hypothetical. Gene Ontology annotation, biological process: protein N-linked glycosylation; cellular response to oxidative stress. The transcript is spliced from 3 exons. The record is from RefSeq and is a predicted model, not a curated record. NCBI's taxonomy places the organism in Eukaryota, Fungi, Ascomycota, Sordariomycetes, Hypocreales, Hypocreaceae. Bases 1 to 1197 code for a protein of 398 amino acids. Gene Ontology annotation, cellular component: endoplasmic reticulum membrane.
AUGGCGACGGCGACGACCCCUCCGCCCUACGAGGGCUCGUCCACCGCUCCCGCUGUCGCGCCGCUCUCUUCUCUCUCCGCAGCUUCUGCUCAUCCGCAAGCUCGCUCGUCGACGGCCUUGUCGACAGGCGACCCGUCAUCAUGCGCUCCUCCUCCAGCUCGAACCCAGUCUCAGCCCCCUUCGAUUAUACGACGGCGCUUUCGCUCAACCUCCAACCUUUCCGCCGAAAAGACGACCUCUUCGGCCUCGGCCUCUCCCGACUCAGCCGCCGCCGGUAAUGCUGCCGCUACAGCAGCCUCGGCCUCAGCCUUAUCCUCAGCCUCGUCGUCGUCCAUGCCCACGCCUCCUAUGCCGUCCAUGCUUCAGCCCCGCGUCGCCGUCGUCCUAAACGUCCCGAAACCGUGGCAUCCAUGGCUCUUUGCCUUGCGCCUAGCCUCUGUCCUACCGGCUCUGUGGUGGGGGUUGCCGUCGCUAUUACGAUUGUUGAUACACUUCUUGCCAGGGCCACCGGACCAAUUUCAGCUCGUGAGGCCGCUGAGCGGGAGCUGCGAUCCCAGCGGCCAUGACCCUCUGCAGGCGUCUGCUCUCUCGUCUUUGUGCGCUGGAGAACAACAUGGCAGCGGGACAGCAGCUAUGAUGGCGGCGGCUCCUUAUGCCAUUACCGAGACGGCCUUGGCUACUAUUUGGUGCUUCGCCUGCGGCUACCUGGCCUUCUUCUUCACCGACUGUCUCAUGUCUCGAUGGCUCAUCCACUAUACUCCUCAGGCCACCAUAGUGCGCCUCCUAUCCAUCAAUGCCGUCAAUGCCUACCUCACCCUCACGGCGCUGUCCCUGACUGGCGGAUUCCAAGACCCACGGCUGCUGCUCCCUGGCUGGGUCAGCAUAGCCACAGUAUGGACCUUCCAAGAGCCCAUGAACAAGUGCGCGACGUUGACCAUUUGCCCCCCACAGACGCUUACCAUAUGCUAUCACGUAACGCACCAAAAGAUCAAUAUCCGAAAGGAGACGUCGACAUCGGUCAAUGUCUUCUCCAUAGCCAGUUACAUCACCAUGAUUGUGCUGCUGGCCCACAUGCAGACCUACCAAAGCGAUUACCCCAUCAUGCCCGUGGUGUCGAAAGGCAGCCACCUUUGGGAAGAGGGCAAACACUUGAUAGCCCAUGCGAAGGCUCUGAUUCACGAAUACGCCGAGCGAUAA